Fonsecaea multimorphosa CBS 102226 is the source of this 1344-nucleotide messenger RNA. RefSeq lists its product as uncharacterized. Gene Ontology annotation, molecular function: monooxygenase activity; FAD binding. Lineage: Eukaryota; Fungi; Ascomycota; Eurotiomycetes; Chaetothyriales; Herpotrichiellaceae. The transcript has 6 exons. The record is from RefSeq and is a predicted model, not a curated record. Gene Ontology annotation, biological process: secondary metabolite biosynthetic process. The coding region runs from base 1 to 1344 and encodes 447 amino acids.
AUGGGAAAUACUUCUCCACUCAAGGUCAUCAUAGUAGGGGCUGGGCUGGGGGGCCUUUCAUGCAGCAUCGCCUGUCGACAUCAAGGACUUAAUGUCUUGGUGUUGGAAAAGGCACCAGCAAUCACUGCCGUUGGCGCUGGCAUCCAAAUUCCGCCAAACGCAGGAAAGAUCUUGCGAAGCUACGGCCUCUUGCCGUUAUUCGAGAAGCUUGCUGUUCAGCUAGAGUGGCAUGAUAUGAGGAGAUAUCGGAAUGGGCAGCUCUUGGCUUCAAGGCCUGUAGAUGAACAAUUCAUCAAGAAAAUGGGCGCACCAUGGAUGGUCAUCCACCGACAAGAUUACCAUGCCAUAUUGCUCGAGGAGGCAAAGAGGCUUGGAGCGGAGGUGAAGCUAAAUACCAACGUGACAGGGCUCGAAUUUGACCGUACCGAAGUAACAUUGUUGGAUGGAGAGGUGAUCAAGGGAGAUGUCAUCAUCGGAGCUGAUGGGCUCUGGUCAUCCACGCGCGACGCCAUUCUGGGGCACCCUUCGCCACCAGUCGAAACCGGAGAUCUCGCAUAUCGGGCGACUUUCUCGCGUCAACAACUGUUGGAGCUGAAUGAUCCGCGGGUCGAAGACCUAUGCUCUAAGAAAACGGUGACGCUUUGGAUGGGGCCUGAUAAACAUUGUGUGUUUUAUCCGGUGCGUGGCGGCGCCGAGUUCAACCUCGUGCUACUUCGGCCAGACAAUCUUCCCACUGGUGUCAGGACCGUCAAAGGAGACCUCGACGAGAUGAGGAUGACGUUCGAAGGUUGGGACGAAAUCCUGGUGAAAUUGAUCUCGUGCAUUUCCUCGGUGUUGAAAUGGAAGCUUUGUCAUCACCAAGAGCUGGAGAAAUGGACACAGGGUCACGUUGCGUUGCUAGGGGAUGCAUGUCAUCCGACCUUGCCAUACCAGGCACAAGGGGCAGCAAUGGCCGUGGAGGAUGGUGCUGUGCUUGGAUUUCUGCUGGGCCAAGUUGCCCACAAGCCAGCCAGCACCGACACAGCUUCAGGGUCGGAGGAUCACAUCUCAGCAGUCCUCAAGCUGUAUGAGACGCUCCGAAAGUCGCGGACCACGGUCAAUGUGCUAGGCGCCGUCACCAAUCGGAAAUAUUUCCAUCUUCACGACGGUCCGGAGCAGGAGGAGAGGGACGCGGCGUUGGCGAAGCUGGACUGGUACCGCAGUCAAACCAAGUGGAAAUGGAUAGAUAGUGGGUAUCAGGAAGAUCUGUUGAGCUUUGAUGCGCUCAAGGACGCAAAGGAAGCAUUUGGGAAGUGGUGGGCAGAGCAGGAUACCGCAAGGACAGCAGGAAGGAUGAAGGUUUGA